Messenger RNA from Fusarium poae, 486 nucleotides. RefSeq lists its product as uncharacterized. The transcript has a single exon. Lineage: Eukaryota; Fungi; Ascomycota; Sordariomycetes; Hypocreales; Nectriaceae. The record is from RefSeq and is a predicted model, not a curated record. The coding region runs from base 1 to 486 and encodes 161 amino acids.
AUGCAGCAGACUCUUCGCCAUUUGCCCCUUUUGUUCUCAAACCAAACAUCUUUAGCUCCCGAUCAACCGCACAUCAACAUUACGAAAGUCAUUUCUACUCAGUCUUAUAGUAUUCCAAACUCAUCCCGUGAAUAUAUCCUUUCUGUCACUAUGCCCGAUCAAGGAGUUAGUGUCCAACAAGCAAGAGGUGCGUUCAUGUCGGCUCAGAAGGAUUGGGAUAACGCCAAAACGAGCCUUGUCUCGCUCCAGACAACCUAUAACGAGAAGAAAACCCUGGCGGAGGAUAUUUCCAACGGUCGCCAGUCGAGGAGCACUCCAGAUAAGGUUAUAGUGCUCGGAGUCGAGAUUGAGGAACUGAAGGGGCGUAUCGAGGUAAUUGAAAAGAAGGUCAUCGAGUAUCGUACUCAAAUGGAUACUGCCAAGGCAAUUUUUGAGAAACUGGAAGGUUAUGAGGUUUUAGACAAAGUGCCAGGUUUGUCGGGUUAG